GACGAGCGUCUCGGGAGCAAAAUUGCGCAACCAAUCAGAAGCGUUCACAUUUCUUAUCAAUAUUUGUGAAAAUCACAUUUCUUAUCAUAUAACGUGAUAUUGUUAUCUGCUGUGGUGAUAAUAUAUUCUUUAUAAUAUAUAAUUAUUAAUUUAUUAUUAUUUUAAUUUUUAAUUAUAAAUUAUAAUAUUUACACAAUUAGUAAUUAUACAUAAUAAAAUGGAAGAUUUAGGAAUUGCAACCAGUAGUAACAUGGAAGAGCUUAAGUGCUUGGUUUGCAAUAAAUAUUUUAGCUAUAAAAGAACUUUAAAGAGACACUCAAUUACUUGUGGCUCUAAAGAGUCUAAAAAUAUUAAUAGCGUGCAAUGUCCAGAUUCAGCUUGUAAUAAAACAUUCACAAACAAAAAAAACUUGAAAUUUCAUAUAGAGGCAGACCAUGGCGUGAAAUUACUAAACGAAAAAAGAACGUUUGCAACUCUUCAUGAUUUCAAGGAAUGGAAAUUAAAACUGGAAGAUGAUAAUUUAUGUUUUUAUGCGUUAAGUGCUCGUAAGACUGUAGGACAGAAUAAAACUGUAACGUAUCUGGAUUGUCAUCGAACCGGUAAUUUCCAAAGUAGAUCAACAGGUGUCCGUAAAAUUAAAAGUCAGGGCACAAACAAAAUUGGAUCUACAUGUCCUUCGUCAAUGGUAUAAAUUUAAAAUUUCUUAAUCUUGACGUUUCGUUU
Aphis gossypii (cotton aphid) is the source of this 723-nucleotide messenger RNA. RefSeq lists its product as uncharacterized. The transcript has 2 exons. The record is from RefSeq and is a predicted model, not a curated record. NCBI's taxonomy places the organism in Eukaryota, Metazoa, Arthropoda, Insecta, Hemiptera, Aphididae. The coding region runs from base 218 to 691 and encodes 157 amino acids.